AUGAGACCCAAAUAUUUGCCUAGUCCAGACGUUCCGCGUUUCCAGGCUGUAAUGCUCAAGGGCGAAGAGACGAAAGCCACGGCAACAGGUGUCGAUGUCAAGGCGGCUUCAACGACAGCUGUUAGUGGUGGAUCCGUCGCAGCCACCACGAUAACUGCAGGCGGCCAGCUAGCGCCAAUCCAGCAGCAACCCUCCGGUCAGCCGCGACGGGUCCGUGAUGAGCUAGACCCUGCACCUCAUCACACGGCGGCAGAUAUUCGAGUGCUGGAAAUACUCAAACGAAUCCGCGACUCCGGUAGUGUUGGUGAUGAUGAUCUUGACAUUCCUCCGCCUAAACGGAAACCCGGGCGCACGAGAAUGGCAGCACGGGUCAAAGUCGCUAGGUCAUUGAAACUGCCGAAAGUGGUUGAACAUUUCUGCAGCAUGGUAUUUGCCGUUUCAGAGCGUCCUACAUUCACACGGCAGGCGCCGGCGCCAGUGCUACCCCAACCUCAAACAACAACGACGUCAACCGCAACCUCAUCAACAACGACAAUCGCCCUUGAAUCCUUUAAAGUCCCUCUUUCCAGUCGCUUGGAUAGUAUCCGUCCAAGGACCACAACCACAGCUGCCAUUCCCAGCCAGCUGAAGAAUGGAACUCCCACCCCUCCUCCGGCCAUUGUACUCGCGGCCACAAAUGGAACGGCUGUUCCUGUGACCACAGGCUUGGUUGCUACCACUGCUGCUGGUGGAAGUGUUACGGCCCCAACGGCUGUAGCGGUGAUUCAGCAGAAACAGCCGGCGACAGCAACGGGAACGAGAACGGCCCAGCAGGCACCACAGCAAAUUGGGCUUGAGUUGAUUCUUCCGAACGGCUUAAGAAUACCUGUCUCCGCUACCUGCGCCAAGUCUGAUGCGCAAAUUCAACCGACAACACCGUCGAUAACAGUGGCAUCUACCGGUGGAAUACCGACAACAACAGCAAUAAACAAGUUGUCAUCGACAGCUACACCUACAGCGGUUACACGGACAGUAACAACAACAACAAGCACCUCGCAACAAAUCUGCUCCUGCAGCCGGUCAAAGUGUCUGAAGCUCUAUUGCGAAUGUUUUGCGGCUGGGAGGGCUUGUGGGGACAGCUGCAAUUGUCGACACUGCUACAACAACCUCGCUGACGACAUAACGAAACAGACUCGUGAUGUCGCCAUGCGGACUGCGCUCUCACGUAACCCUCUCGCUUUUAAACCCAAAAUUGAAAUAUCAGGGAAACACGUAUUGGGCUGCCGGUGCAAAAGAUCGCAUUGUUUGAAGGGCUACUGUGAAUGCUACCUUGCAAAAAUCCCUUGCAAUCAACGUUGCCGCUGUCUCGGCUGCUCCAACGAAGAGACGACGACGACGAAUACCAACACUACAGCAACCACUACUACCACCACAAGUACAACCUCUGUCAAUGCUGCCUCAAGUGCGACCACCACAACUGCAGCUGGCACGGAACCCAUCAAGGAGACUCAGAUGUCCUGGCUUGCCUCCCUGGCCACCCGGCAACAUGUUGUUGCUGCUGCUGCAGCGGCCGCCGCCGCCGCCGCAGGUGCUGGCUCCACAACUACUCCGAUUGGUAUAGUUGCCGCUGGUGCUACUACAACUACCACUUCCACCGCUGCUACUAUCACCACGACUCCCUCCAUCGCUGCCACUGUCACCGCUGUCACUGCGACUCCACGCACCAUUACGUUAAAUGUGCCUAUCAAGGCGCUGGCUGCGGCGAGUGAAACUGGCGGUGUGAUUGCACACCCGGCGGGUUCCUCCGCAGACAUCCCACCCCUUCUCCUUCAUCAGUCCUACCUUGCGGCUGCUGCUGCGGCAGCAGCAGCAGCAGCAGCGGGAGGAGCGAAUCAGACUCAACAAGAUCUGCUCAAAUGUCUCAAUACUGUCUUGCCUGCUGUCCAAUCCCAGUCUCAGCUGCAAUCUCAAACACCCCACUUCCUCAUUCCUGGAGUUGUGCAGACCACGGUAACCGCGGGUAGGGCAGCCGAUACUUCUGGAACAGAAACGACAACGUCAGCGACGUUAUCGACACCUGUCUCGAAGUUGUCUCCACCGCUGUCCAUUGUGACGAAAACCGAGAGAGUAGAUGACGAAGUUAACAAUGAGACAGCAACUUCAUCUGGAGCAUCUCCAGGACGCCUGAACGAUGAUAGCACUGAUGAUGAUGACGAAAAAAACGACGUCGGCAUUGGCGAUGGGGAGGACAUGAAUGAGGAGGACAAUUAUAGCGGAUACACUGAGGAGGAGUUGGCCUUCAUGCAACGUCUUCAACAGAAUCGCAACAUCACCGCGGCUCCUCCCACUGGUAUUUCUCAGCUAAUGAAGAAGGAGGAUGUCUCAAUCGACACCGACGAUACAGUUGCCGCAGCUGGUGCUACCACGCGUGAAUCCCCCCAAUCACUCCCCUCUGAUGGGGGUGAAAGAGAAGUGCCACCACCGCCUCUUCAUGAAAGUCUUUUCUCAUCUUCGUCCUCCUCAUCUUCCUCUUCUGCCGCUUACUAUCCUGAUACUGCCAACUCCUCCUCCGUCACCGCCCUGCUCCCUGGUGUGCCCCUGGUACAGCAUCAGUCGCAGGUGCAGGAACCACAAUCUGGAAUCACCACCUCUUUGAAUCGGAUAGUGCAGAUUGGGCCAGAGAAUAAGCUUCCCGUGCUCUCUUAUUCUGCACCGCCGUCAUUGGGUCCCGCCUCUGAGGGGAGGCUGCUUGGGGGCCGUUGUAGCGCGCUGGAGGUGCGUUUCAUGCGCCGCAAGAUCGAUGACCUGGAGGCCCGGGUAAGUCAAAUGACCCAGCUUAUCCGGGCCCAGGGCGAGAUGCUGACCAAUCUCACUGAGAUGCUGCAACGACAGCAUCAGCCGUAG
Hydatigera taeniaeformis is the source of this 2883-nucleotide messenger RNA. The record is from the annotation of a GenBank genome assembly. Lineage: Eukaryota; Metazoa; Platyhelminthes; Cestoda; Cyclophyllidea; Taeniidae.